This is a messenger RNA of Oryzias melastigma (Indian medaka), 1014 nucleotides long. RefSeq lists its product as uncharacterized. Gene Ontology annotation, cellular component: heterotrimeric G-protein complex. The transcript has 3 exons. The record is from RefSeq and is a predicted model, not a curated record. The coding region runs from base 305 to 520 and encodes 71 amino acids. NCBI's taxonomy places the organism in Eukaryota, Metazoa, Chordata, Actinopteri, Beloniformes, Adrianichthyidae. Gene Ontology annotation, biological process: G protein-coupled receptor signaling pathway. Gene Ontology annotation, molecular function: G-protein beta-subunit binding.
UCAAAAACAAUCAGAGGGGGCUGGCAGCUUGAAUGACAGUCCAUCACGCACGUGACUGUGCGCGCGCGGUUCCUGAAGGUCACUGCUGCCCCUCCUCUGCUCUCGAGGAAACUCUAAAUAGGGGCUGAUGUUUUGAGGGGCGGGCCCUUCCCUGGAUUGACGGAGGACGGGCCAAUGCGGGGUGAGGGUGCGACCGCGGGGGGCGGGGUCAGGGAGUGAACGUCGUUUCCCGGUCGGGCAGCUUCGGAGCGGCUCGGACUCGUUUCCGCUCCUGGGUGACCGUUCGCGUCAAAGAGCCGCCGCCAUGUCCAACAACAACGCCAGCAACAGCCUCGUGAUCGCGCAGAGGACCGUGAAGCAGCUGCGGCUGGAGGCCAGCGUCCGCAGGAUCAAGGUGUCCCAGGCCGCCGCGGAUCUCCAACAGUACUGCUUCCAAAACGCCUCCAAGGACCCGCUGCUGAUGGGGGUCCCGUCCAGCGACAACCCCUUCAGACCCCCCAAGUCCUGCUCCCUGUUCUAAGGAGUCUGUCCUGCGUACGGUCUCCCAGCAGCACCUCCUCCACUGGUGCACGUGGUGCUCCGGAGGUCACUCGUUUGCCAAAUGAACGCUGUUUCAGCUCCCGUCUGCUCCACUGAAGACUCCGAUGUUCCCAGCUCUAACUGGACUAAUGAUUAAUCUGGCUUUUGCGGCACCGGGCGAGGUUUUCAGACCGGACUGUUCCACAUUUCUCAUCGUGGAGACGUCACUCCUCCUUCUUCUCGGUGGCGGUGGUGGGGGUUGCUGAAAAAGACAAAAAAACAAUCAAAGCAGGUUCCGUGUCAAACAUGUGAAACAUUAAAAUGGAACGGAUGUCACUGGUUCAAGACACACACUGUUAAAUUAUUACCCAUACUGCUCCUCUGCAUGUUUGUACGCACACAUACGCACAGCCUCACACUGUGAUCUAUGGAGGGUUGUUGUUUUUCAUGAACCUGUUUCACUGGGAUCAAAUAAACCAAACUUUUCAUUCUGUU